UCAUAUACGAGUAUGAUAUCGUUUUGUCAGUACGAGUUUGGCAUUCAAACAAAAUGAUUGUUGAAAUAAUAAUAUUCUUACUGACAACACUUUUAGUUUAUUUCGUAUAUGUACAUAAGUGGAUACAUAAAUAUUUUGAUAAAAGAGACAUAAAAUACGUACCUGGUGUUCCGAUAUUCGGCAAUACUUUCAAAAGUACGUUUACGCUUAAACAUAUUGUUGAAGAUAUAGAUGCCGUGUACAAAGCCUUUCCGAAUGAAAAAUAUGUGGGAUACAUCGAGGCUACUACACCCAUUAUCAUGAUAAGAGACCCUGAAUUAAUCAAGACUAUAACAGUAAAGGAUUUCGAUCAUUUCGUCGACCACAGGGUGUUUUUUUCUGAACCACUGUUUGACAAUAGCUUAUUUAUGAUGAAAGGUGAGAGAUGGCACGACAUGCGAACUACACUGAGUCCAGCUUUCACUGGCUCCAAGAUGAGAAAGAUGAUGCCUUUUAUGACCGAUAUCAGCGCCAACAUCGUCGAAUACUUAAAAGACCACAUUAACGAGGAUAUCGAUGUCGAGGACCUGAUACGUCGUUACACCAACGACGUGAUAGCAUCAGCGGCUUUCGGUCUUCAAGUCAACUCAUUGAAGGAUAAAGAUAACGAAUUUUACAAAACUGGUCAAAAUUUAUUUAAUUUUAAUGUCUACCAACGAUUUCUUUUCUUUAUGUCGGCUACGUUUCCCAGCGUUACUAAGAAAUUGGGAAUAGAAAUAUUUCCCAAGGAGACAACGAAAUUCUUUAGGAACGUCGUAUCCAGCACUAUGGAACAUAGAGAGAAGAACAAAAUUGAGAGACCAGACAUGAUUCAACUUUUGAUGGAAGCUUCUAAAGGUUCAUUGAAAGUGGAAAGCGACGGAACCGACCAAGUGUCAAUCACUGAAGAAACCUUCAAACCAAAAUCUGUACAGAGAAAAUGGACUCAAAACGAAUUAGCUGGACAAGUGUUUAUUUUCUUUUUUGCCGGAUACGAAAGUUCCGCAAAUGCACUCGUCAUGUGCGUCCACGAACUAGCUCUCAACCCUGACGUUCAAGAGAAAUUGUACCAGGAAAUAAGAAAGUUUAAAGAGAAAUACGGAGAUUUAACCUAUGAAAAUAUAAACAAUCUUAAAUAUCUUGACUGCGUAUUGAAUGAAACAUCUAGAAAAUGGGCAGCCGCUAUAAUCAUGGACCGUGUGUGUAAUAAGCCCUACGAGCUACCCCCACCGAGAGAAGGUGCAAAGCCUGUUCAACUAAAACCAGGUGACAUUAUUUACAACGUAGUAAACUCAAUUCACAUGGAUCCCGCUCAUCACCCAGACCCAGAAAAAUUCAACCCGGACAGGUUCUCUGAUGAGAACAAACACAACAUCAAACCUUUCACUUACAUGCCGUUUGGGAUGGGACCUAGAAACUGUAUCGGUUCAAGAUUCGCCUUGCUCGAGCUGAAGGUUCUGGUGUACAAUCUCAUACUGAACUUCAAAAUUGUCAAAUGCUCAAAUACCACCGAUCCCAUUGAGCUGAAACCUAAAGGAUUUAAUAUUCAACCUAAAGGCGGAUCAUGGGUCCGAUUAGAACCUAGAGCCUGAAUUGAUUUCUUAUUAUCUUUAAUACUUCAAAAGAUACUUGCGAUAUAUUAAUAUUAUAUACAAAUAAUCUUUAUUGUUAGGGAUUGAAAACUUCAGUAUUCCUGCAUUUUAAACAAAUUUUUACUAAAAUCAUUUUGUCGUAAGGUAAUACUUAACUUUACUGUGAUUAUAUAUAAACCUCA
Molecule: messenger RNA, 1792 nt
Organism: Melitaea cinxia (Glanville fritillary)
Lineage: Eukaryota; Metazoa; Arthropoda; Insecta; Lepidoptera; Nymphalidae
Product: cytochrome P450 9e2-like
Exons: 10
Coding region: 54-1610 (518 amino acids)
Molecular function (GO): oxidoreductase activity, acting on paired donors, with incorporation or reduction of molecular oxygen; monooxygenase activity; iron ion binding
Source: RefSeq, a predicted model, not a curated record